AUGGGUUUGACAUUCUCGAAAUUAUUUGACCGUCUCUGGGGAAAGAAGGAGAUGAGAAUCUUGAUGGUCGGUUUGGAUGCUGCUGGUAAAACUACAAUUCUGUAUAAGCUAAAGCUUGGUGAAAUUGUCACCACUAUUCCAACCAUCGGUUUCAAUGUCGAGACUGUCGAGUACAAGAAUAUUCAAUUUACCGUGUGGGAUGUUGGUGGACAAGACAAGAUCAGACCUCUGUGGAGACAUUACUUCCAAAACACCCAAGGUAUCAUUUUCGUUGUAGACAGCAACGAUCGUGAUCGUGUGGUUGAGGCUCGUGAGGAACUGCAGAGAAUGUUGAACGAGGAUGAGCUUAGAGAUGCUAUUCUUUUGGUCUUUGCCAACAAACAAGAUUUGCCAAAUGCCAUGAACGCUGCAGAAAUUACAGAUAAAUUGGGCCUCCACAGUUUGAGACAACGCGCUUGGUACAUUCAAUCUACUUGCGCUACAUCUGGAGAUGGUCUUUACGAGGGAUUGGAAUGGCUCGCAACGACACUCCGCAAGACUGGUCACAACUAA
Messenger RNA from Sclerotinia borealis F-4128, 552 nucleotides. The record is from the annotation of a GenBank genome assembly. NCBI's taxonomy places the organism in Eukaryota, Fungi, Ascomycota, Leotiomycetes, Helotiales, Sclerotiniaceae.